CCUCAUCCCUACCCCUCCAUCCUCCAUUCCACCUCCGCGGCGUAAACAUCCGACAAUCCCUCCCAGACCAUCUCUCGCCGCACACCCCUCUCCUACCCGCCCGCCUCGAUCCGCGGGCCACACCCGGCCUCUCUCUCCCGCAGCCAUGUCCGCCAAAGCCAGCGGUGCGGACGCCCGACCGAACGGCGACGCGAAGCACCGGCAGCACCACGACGGCAGCUCGGGCCGCGCAUUCACAAUCGAGCAGAAAGCCGCCGUGAUACGGAUAAAGCGAUGUGCCCCUACCGCGUUUUACGAGAUCUUGGGGCUCGAAGAGGUCAAGACGACGUGUAGUGAUGGCGACAUCAAGAAGGCAUAUAGGAAGUUGAGCCUGUUGACACAUCCGGAUAAAAAUGGGUACGAUGGUGCGGAUGAGGCGUUUAAGCUGGUAUCAAGAGCCUUCCAAGUGCUCUCCGACCCCGACAAGAAAGCCAAAUUCGACCGCUUCGGCGGCGACCCAGACUCGCGCUUCCCGGGCGCCUCGUCUGCUGGCGGCGGCGCAUCCCCCUUCAGCAACUUUGCGCGCGCGUCAGGCGGUCGCCCCGGCCCCAUGUUCGAGGAAGAGAUAUCGCCCGAGGAGAUGUUCAGGCAGUUCUUUGGCGGAGGAGGGCCGUUCGGCGGACCUUUCGGUGGUGGUAUCUUCGAUACGGGGCCCGGGUUUGUGUUUAAUCUGGGCGGUGGGCCGGGCAUUCGCGUGCAUCAGUUUGGGGGUGGGAGGCCGAGGAGACGACCCGGCACGGCGCAACCUCCUGGCUCGGAACCCGCGCCCAGUCUAUCGAGCACGCUGUCUUCACUCCUCCCGCUCCUCUUCCUGUUCAUCCUCCCACUUCUCUCCUCGGUAUUCAGCUCCAGUUCAGUACCCCAAGGCCCCGCCGUCGUCUUCGACUCGCCGCGACCGCCAAACACGCAAGAACGCGUAUCCGUCCGCCUAAAGGUGCCCUACUAUGUCGACCCGCGCGAAGUCGAAGGCUACAACAACAAAGCGUGGGUCAAGCUCGACCAGACGGCCGAGAGCAAGUACAUACACACCAUCAACGUGCGAUGCGAGAACGAAAGGUUCCAGCAGCAGAAGAUGGAACAGGACGCAUUGGGGUGGUUCCGCGAUGAUGAAGAUAUGAAGAGGCAGGCGAGGGAGCUGCCGAUGCGGAAUUGUAAGAGGUUGAAGGAGCUGGGGAUUACUUGGUACUAGUGCUGUUAAAGGGUUUUCGUGAACAUGUUCGCCUGCGGUCUCCCUGUUACUUUCUUUGGUAAUUAUUUUGAGUGGGAUGUUGGUGUUUGAAAGCUCAUGGGAUGAGUGGGAAGAUAUCACGCGUCAUACGAUAUGGCGUAUGAGGCGUUGGAAAGCAUCAAUUGUGCUCCUUGGGUGGCGGCGCUUUUCCUGGAGCGAAGUUCGGCUUCUGCUGUCUUAUACUUAGACAUGGUAUCACAUAUCAUCCUCCU
This is a messenger RNA of Trematosphaeria pertusa, 1479 nucleotides long. RefSeq names its product DUF1977-domain-containing protein. Gene Ontology annotation, molecular function: Hsp70 protein binding. Gene Ontology annotation, biological process: cellular response to misfolded protein. The coding region runs from base 146 to 1228 and encodes 360 amino acids. The record is from RefSeq and is a predicted model, not a curated record. Lineage: Eukaryota; Fungi; Ascomycota; Dothideomycetes; Pleosporales; Trematosphaeriaceae. The transcript has 3 exons. Gene Ontology annotation, cellular component: endoplasmic reticulum membrane.